Pseudozyma flocculosa PF-1 is the source of this 1752-nucleotide messenger RNA. RefSeq lists its product as uncharacterized. NCBI's taxonomy places the organism in Eukaryota, Fungi, Basidiomycota, Ustilaginomycetes, Ustilaginales, Ustilaginaceae. The transcript is spliced from 5 exons. Gene Ontology annotation, molecular function: thiamine pyrophosphate binding; carboxy-lyase activity; magnesium ion binding. The coding region runs from base 1 to 1752 and encodes 583 amino acids. The record is from RefSeq and is a predicted model, not a curated record.
AUGUCCGAGAUCAAGAUCGGCGACUACCUCCUCGAGCGCCUAGCCCAGCUCGGCACUCGCACCGUCCAGGGUGUUCCCGGCGACUUCAACAUGGGACUCCUCGACCAGAUCGAGGACCACGCCAAGCUCGAGUGGGUCGGCAACGCCAACGAGCUCAAUGCCGCCUACAGCGCCGACGGCUAUGCCCGCAUCAAGGGCACCGUCGCAGCCGUCGUCACCACCUUCGGCGUCGGAGAGCUCUCGGCCCUCAACGGCGUCGCGGGCGCCUUUUCCGAGCGCGUCCCCGUCGUCCACGUCGUCGGCGUACCCUCGACGGGCGCUCAGGGAAGCCGCUCGCUCCUCCACCACACGCUCGGAGACGGCCGCUUCGACGCCUUCGAGACCAUGAGCCGCCAGGUCAGCGCCGCCUCGGCCGUCCUCAAGAGGAGCGAGGGCGCCGCCGACGAAAUCGACCGUGUCCUGACCGUGGCCGUCAGGCAGGCCCGUCCCGUCUACAUCGCCCUGCCCACCGACCUGGUUCACGCCAAGAUCUCGGCCAAAAACCUCGAGACACCGCUCGACACGGCCGUGCCCGCCAACGAGCCCGACGCCGAGCAGUACGCCCUCGACGUCGCCUUCCGACACAUUGACGAGGCCGAGAACCCCGUCAUCCUCGUCGACGCCUGUGCCAUCCGACACAACUGCCUGCAGGAGACCAGGGACCUCGUCGAAAAGUCUGGCCUGCCCGUCUUCAGCACUCCGAUGGGCAAGACGGCCAUCGACGAGGACCACGAACAGUACGGCGGCCUCUACAUCGGCAGCCUCACAUCGAACGGCGUCAAGGAGAUUGUCGAGUCGGCCGACGCCCUCAUCUUGAUCGGCGCACUCAAGUCCGACUUCAACACCGGCAGCUUCUCCUACCGCACCCCCAAGCAAAAGACUAUCGAGCUGCACUCGGACCACGCCAUCGUCGGCUACUCCCACUACCCGGACGUCGGCAUGAAGGGCCUGCUGCCCAAGCUCACCAAGAAGCUCGAGCCUCGCAGGCAGCAGAGGCUCGACGCGACCAGGAAGAGGAUCACCCGCUUCGAGAACCGCCUGCCGCAGGAGGACGGAGACACGAUCAGCCAGGCCUGGCUGUGGCCUCGUCUCGGCCAAUUCUUCAAGCCCACCGACCAGAUCAUUGUCGAGACCGGCACGUCCAGCUUCGGCAUGCUCGAGGCCAAGCUGCCGCCCUCAUCGCACUUUGUCGCACAGAUCCUCUGGGGCUCGAUCGGCUGGAGCGUCGGUGCCACCCUCGGCGUCGCGCUUGCCGCUCGCGAAGAGAAGCUGGGCAGGACGUGUCUCUUUGUCGGUGAUGGAUCGCUGCAGCUCACGGUCCAGGAGAUUGGCACCAUGAUCCGCCAGGGUCUCAAGCCGCUGCUCUUUGUCCUGAACAACGACGGCUACGAGAUCGAGCGCCAGAUCCACGGCCCUCAGCGCACGUACAACGACAUUGCGCCGUACAACCACAAGCUGCUGCUCGACUUUUUCAGCGCGCCCGAGGACAGGACGGUGCCGAAGGACGAGAGCCACCGCAAGGACCCGCAGCCGUCGGCCAAGAGGUACCAUGCCGUACACUCCAAGGCGGAGCUCGACGAGCUGCUCAAGAGCGACGAACUGGACAACGUGCAGGCCAUCCACCUCAUCGAGGUGUUUAUGAAGAGGGGAGACGCCCCCGCCGCCCUCAAGAGGCAGGCGCAGGCCACCAGCGGAUCCAACAAGUACGAGUGA